Messenger RNA from Penicillium arizonense, 729 nucleotides. Its product is annotated as FAM210 family protein. Bases 1 to 729 code for a protein of 242 amino acids. Gene Ontology annotation, cellular component: mitochondrion. The record is from RefSeq and is a predicted model, not a curated record. The transcript has 2 exons. NCBI's taxonomy places the organism in Eukaryota, Fungi, Ascomycota, Eurotiomycetes, Eurotiales, Aspergillaceae.
AUGUCCCUACGGCCAAGCCUCCUUUCAAAAUGGAUCUCGCGCCCUAGCGAGAUCCUCCAAAGAACCACCAAAAACAACAUAUACAUCGCAUCGACACGCACGUCUGCGCCACGCCACACCUCUAUCCUAUUCCAAGCAACACGGCGAACCCUCACCACUACUCCUGGCCAGACAAGCCGACUGACAGCGCGCCCUCGGCCUCGGGCAGGCCCCAGCACCUUCCAGCAGCCUAAGCAGCGGCUCAACCGGCGGUUCAAUUCCGGUUCAGCUGGAAAUGGAGGAUCGCAGGCCCAGCCGGAGAAGGAGUCGCUUUCGCAGCGGUUGAAGAAGCUCUCGAGGGAGUAUGGAUGGUCUGCGCUGGGUGUGUACCUUGCCUUGUCUGCGCUGGACUUCCCGUUCUGUUUUGCGGCGGUGCGCUUGUUGGGCGUUGAGCGCAUUGGAUAUUGGGAGCAUAUUGCUGUUGAAUUCCUGAAGGAUAGAUUCAAGGGUGUUUGGCCUCGGGUUCAGGCUGGUGAGGACGAGGGUGAUGGCCAGGGUCAGCUUGCUCAGGCUGAGGAGCGAAACCAGGAGGAAGCUAGUAUUUGGACUCAGCUUGCUCUUGCGUACGCUAUCCACAAGAGCUUUAUCUUCAUUCGGGUUCCUUUGACGGCUGCCGUGACGCCAAAGGUCGUCAAGACGCUCCGGGGUUGGGGAUGGAACAUUGGAAAGCGCAAGCCGAAGAGUAAAUGA